Leptonychotes weddellii (Weddell seal) is the source of this 969-nucleotide messenger RNA. The record is from RefSeq and is a predicted model, not a curated record. NCBI's taxonomy places the organism in Eukaryota, Metazoa, Chordata, Mammalia, Carnivora, Phocidae.
AAAAAAACCUCUUGUUUUGGUCCACAAAGCCAGUUCAUCUGUUUGGGGAUACACACAAACACCUCGGUCUCACCAGUGAGUGUGUCUCAUGCCCCAGGUAUUACGAAACCGUGUCAGACGUUCUGAGCUCGGUGAGGAAAAUGGAGGAGAGCCUGAAAAGGCUGAAGCAAGCCAGGAAAAGCAGUCCCGCCAACCCCGUCGGUCCCAGUGGCGGCGGCAUGAGCGAUGAUGACAAAAUCAGGCUGCAGUUGGCCUUGGAUGUGGAGUACUUGGGAGAGCAGAUACAAAAGAUGGGCCUGGCAACAAAGGACAUAAAGAGCUUCCCCGCCCUCGCAGAGCUGGUCGCCGCCGCCAAGGACCAGGCAACGGCAGAACAGCCCUGAGCAUCUUGGAAGAGCCUGCGGGGAGAGGAGAGUUGGACGUCGAGCCCGAGGGGAAGAAAGUGGCUCUGUCCUCUUUCCAAGUCUCCGUGUUCCAGAAGUGCUUCCGCUGUGUCUCCAGCAACACGCCAAUGCAGCUUCUCUCCGCCCACUUGGGUCCCCUGUCACCCAGAACAGAACACAGAAGCCUUUUUCCGUUGUACGGAAGAUUGUUUUUAAGACACUUCAAACUUUCUACUAUAGUUUACAGAGCAAAUUAUUUUAUUUUUAUUGUAAAUCUUAGCGUGGAAGAGCCGAUUUCUACAAUAUGAUUAGAGUAAAUAGAGAUGUGUGGCUACGGAAAGUAGGCCCCCUGGCCCUCAGUGGGAGGCACGCACCUGCAGGGGUGAUCACGCUGGAGGGCUCGCCCUCCCCUACCGGGGCCGUGACCGUGCGCAGGGGACGCUCUGAGAGAGGCGGGGCGGGGGGGUGCUCCUCCGUUCUCCCACUGGGUGUUCAGCGAGAGUGCUUCCGGUCACGGCAUCACUCCCGGCGGAGCUGGAACCAGGAGGCAAGACGUAUUCCUGAAUAAAAGACGUGUCUGCCAAAA